GUGGACCAAUGAGAGGCGGGCUAUUCAACCUGCCGCCACCGGCCCAAACAGGCAAGUGCGGCGGCAAGGACCAGCUGGUCUACCGCGACGGCCUCCGGUUCGACACUCGCUACUCACAUACUACCCCGCCCAGCCUGGUCCUGUUCUCCAAUGUCUGAGAACGCCGGGUUGCCCGCCGCCGGGCCACACCCCACCGACCCGGCUCAGUACUCCCCCAAGCCCACCCUCGCCUACGCCUCCACCGUCGGAUUCCAAGCCGCCGCCGUCGGCGCAUUCGUCAGUACCAUCCAGAAUGCGCUGGGCACACACGGAGCAGGAGCAGCGGGUUUCCUGACAAGAACAGGAGGGACCAUUGGGUUCUUCGGUGCCAUGGGCGUGACGUUCGCGCUCACGGAGGCGGUCGUAGCGAACACCAGGGAGAAGGACGACGCACUGAACGGCGCAGCGGGUGCUUGUGCUGCAGGCUUUUUGGCGGGCAUACGGAAACGCUCCAUUCCAAUAGCAGUCGCUUCGUGUGCUGUGAUGGGUGCAGCAAUGGGCACCUUCGACUACGGCGGAAAGAGUCUGCAAGGGUCGCUCGAGACCAAGGAAGAGCGACGGAAACGCUUCUUCAAGAACCCACCUCCGACGAUGCCGGCGCAUUCAGGAGGGGAGUCGGACUAGAGGACUGCUGUAGAGUAUCUCGCAAAAUGCUUUUUCUGCCAACAUA
Rhodofomes roseus is the source of this 709-nucleotide messenger RNA. RefSeq lists its product as uncharacterized. The record is from RefSeq and is a predicted model, not a curated record. Gene Ontology annotation, biological process: mitochondrial respiratory chain complex I assembly. The coding region runs from base 151 to 663 and encodes 170 amino acids. Lineage: Eukaryota; Fungi; Basidiomycota; Agaricomycetes; Polyporales; Fomitopsidaceae. The transcript is spliced from 3 exons.